AUGCAUAUGACCUCCGUCACCGCCGCCGCCGCGCCAGCUGCCACCGGCGCCGAGCUGGUCGUGCCACCGCUGCCGCCCAGGCUGCCCAACGACGCGAGCCAGGAGGAGAAGGCGGCGCGCGAAGCCAUCAUGAAGGAGCGCCGACGCAUCCAGAAGGCGAUCAACGAGCAGAAGAGGGGCAAGCGGGAUCGCAGCGAGCGGGAGCAGCUGAGUGGUGCGCAACAUCGCAAGCAGGCUGAAGCGGAGGCGAAGCGAGCCGACGCCAACCGCCGCCGCCAGUCCGUCUCCCAGCACCGCCGCGCAGCUCGAGAGAAGAAGCGGCCGAGGCUCGGCGAGAGCUUCGGCUCGAUUCGACAACGCGAGGAGCAGCGACUGCUGGGCAACUCGUUCGUCUUCGAGGACCAGCGCGUGCGCGUGUGCGAGGGCGUCGCGUGUGGGCCCUCGUGCAAGACGGCUGGGCAGUGCGGCACUGUGCUGCGGCGCGCCGAGCUGUGCGUGCAGGAGAAGGGCGGCAGCGUGAGCAGCUUGAAGCUGAGCAGCGCUGGCUUUGCGCAAAUCGAGGGGCCGCAGCACUUCCACACGGUGCAGCUCGACGACGUCAGCACGCCGGUGAUGCUCUCACCCUACCACGUCCAGCCCUGGCCGGCCAUCGGACAGGAGGUCGGCUGGAUGCCGUCCGAGCCGCAGGACAUCGCCACCGUCAAGUACUUUCACAACACGCAGGACCCGGACUUCGACGUGGACGAUCCCGAGGACAACAGCUAUUACGUGCUCUCGCGGCCGUUCUACGCCUUGCCCGCCCACGUAGAGGUUGUGGCGCCGGUGGGCGGGCGCGUGCGCGUGGGCUCUUGGGUGAGGCUGCGCGAGCCCCACCCCGAGGCUGACCCUGACGACGGCGCGUGGGGCUUCCGCGAGCCGCCGCCCGCCGUCGCCGCCGAGAUGCUCUCUAGCGUGGGCCGGACCGAGCUGACCCCGGCGGACGUGGAGCGGCUCAUGUCCACGCCGCAGAUGGCUGUCGCGAGCGCGCAUGUGCUCGUCGUCAAGUCCAUCUGCGAGGACUGCGGGCAGUGUCUCGAGCUCGAGGACACCUUCUACGCAUCUCACCGCGAUCUCACGCCGCUCAUCCCUGGCUGGGAGCAGAGAGAGCCAUGUCGCUUCCACUGCACCUACGACCACCAGUACUUCGUCUGGUUCGACUGCGCUGCCGACGAGAAGAUCGUCGCUCCGAAUAUCACAUUCAGCAACGUGAGCUCCUCGCCGGAUCCGGUGGUGCACGGCGCGCAGCAGGUCAUACGAAAGGUCGUGCAUUACAAUGGCACGGACACGCUCACCAAUGUGACGGCGACGCUCUCGCAGUAUUGGAAGGUCCUCGGCAAAUGGGUGCGCUUCCUCAAGAUCGACACCGACGUUUGCAAGGAGCACGCUGGCGCGUGCCCUUUUGCACCUGGCGAUGCGCACGCCCUCACCACGCACCACCCGCCGCUCCACUGGGGUACGCCCUACGGCUGGUAUCGCUCCAAGCAGGUCUUCACAAACACGCUGACGGGCGAGAGGCUCGGCUGCUUAGACGAGCGCUUCGAGUACUGCAAAGACAGCAACUCAUGCAAGAAGGACAGCAGCGCUUGA
Emiliania huxleyi CCMP1516 is the source of this 1626-nucleotide messenger RNA. RefSeq lists its product as hypothetical. The transcript is spliced from 3 exons. Bases 1 to 1626 code for a protein of 541 amino acids. Lineage: Eukaryota; Haptophyta; Isochrysidales; Noelaerhabdaceae. The record is from RefSeq and is a predicted model, not a curated record.